Molecule: messenger RNA, 1603 nt
Organism: Xiphophorus couchianus (Monterrey platyfish)
Lineage: Eukaryota; Metazoa; Chordata; Actinopteri; Cyprinodontiformes; Poeciliidae
Gene: hoxc5a
Product: homeobox C5a
Exons: 2
Coding region: 466-1128 (220 amino acids)
Biological process (GO): anterior/posterior pattern specification; positive regulation of transcription by RNA polymerase II; embryonic skeletal system morphogenesis
Cellular component (GO): nucleus; nucleoplasm
Molecular function (GO): DNA-binding transcription factor activity, RNA polymerase II-specific; RNA polymerase II cis-regulatory region sequence-specific DNA binding
Source: RefSeq, a predicted model, not a curated record
ACACGUCCUGCUCCAUUCCAGACACCAGAUGACGCUCUUGUCUUACUGUCCUGCCUUUUUUUACGCUAAAGAAUCCCCCCCACCCCCACCCCUUUCUUCGUCCCCAACAACCAAACAGCUCAAAGUUUACCGGACACGUUUCUCCUAUUCAUCAAUAUCCCCAUUGAGUAUCAAGCCAAUUUAUGACUGGCCAACACAUGCACGUGAUCGCAUACAAAUACCCCAUAUUUGGGCAGUGCGCUCCGGAUCAAGAAUUAAAAAAAAAAGAGAGAAAAGAUACCAAAGCCUACUCCACCUAUAAAUCCUGGAUUCUUUUUUUCUUCUUCUUUAGGACAGACAGCUGUGAAUUUUCCAUUAGAGGAUACAAAGAAAAAGCAAUGAGCAACAAAAAACAGCAAAUACCCGCAAGCCUAGUAGCGCAUGUAGUUUGAAAACAAAGUGUUGGUGGGUAGAAUUAGUUUUGAAAUGAACUCUCAUGUUGAGCGCUCCAGCUUUGGGCAAACAAGGGAGACAACUUCUGCUAACAGCAUGUUUACUUUCGAAGGAUCUGGGCGCACGUCCAGCCGCUUUGAGGGUGUUAACGUGAACGGGAUUUACUCCUGUCCCGUCCCAACGACCUCUGCGCAUCGAGAGGAGAUCAAAACUAGCCUGCGUGGCAGCACGGAUCCUCCGCCCGGACCGCAGAUAAGCAUGCUCUCCAGCGGUUCCCUCUUGGAGGCGAGCGGGCUCGAGUACGGACGAGGUACGGACAAAGACCCGGAGAGAGGCGUAAAACGCGGAGGCAACAGGAGCCAGGAGGGCGACCAAAACGUGGAAAGGGCUCAGACAGUGAAAAGAAACCCAAAUAUGCACCAGCGUCAGGACAGUGAACAGCGGCCGCAGAUUUAUCCCUGGAUGACAAAACUGCACAUGAGCCACGAAUCGGAGGGUAAGCGCUCCAGGACCAGUUACACCCGCUACCAGACUCUGGAGCUGGAGAAAGAGUUUCACUUCAACCGCUACCUGAGCCGCCGAAGGCGCAUAGAGAUCGCCAACAGCCUGUGCCUAAACGAGAGGCAAAUCAAAAUCUGGUUCCAGAACAGAAGGAUGAAGUGGAAGAAGGACUCAAAGAUCAAAGUGAAGGAGUAAAAGAAGAAAAGCAGCACUAUUUUUUUUUUUUUUUUUUUUUGCACCUCCACACUUGCACAGUAGAGUUGGAGUUGCUUGCCUGACCUUCGGAUGAACCGCUAUAAGGAGCAAUGACAUCAUGACACGGUUCUGUGUGCUUCAUCACCAAUUAUGUGUCACUUUCUGCGGUUUGGAACCUAAUGUAUUGAAUAUCGCUCACUAUGAUCAAUCGGUUUACAUUUCUAAAUUAAUUUGCUUGCUAUGCGAUGAUAACCUCACUUUACGGUGAAAAAAAAAUUAGCGAAGGUCGAGUGGGAGAAGGAUCCUUCAAGGCUUUUGGUCCAGAUUGCGCUUUAAAAAAAAAGCUGCACAACGUUAUUAAUUUUGGUUCAUACCAUAGGAUAUUAAAAAAAAAAAAAAAAAAAAGUAGUUACCGAGAGUUCUGGGGGGAUCAUUUCCAGCUUCUUUAGCGUGCCAUUAAAAAUUAAAGGUCAGU